Messenger RNA from Lactuca sativa (garden lettuce), 1185 nucleotides. Its product is annotated as DNA-directed RNA polymerases II, IV and V subunit 3. Gene Ontology annotation, biological process: transcription by RNA polymerase II. Gene Ontology annotation, cellular component: RNA polymerase II, core complex. NCBI's taxonomy places the organism in Eukaryota, Viridiplantae, Streptophyta, Magnoliopsida, Asterales, Asteraceae. Gene Ontology annotation, molecular function: protein dimerization activity; DNA binding. The record is from RefSeq and is a predicted model, not a curated record.
CGCAUAUGACACUGGUUCUAUAGGCAACGGGAAGAGGGUUUUACAGAGAACCAGGGUUUUCAAACCCUAGAGAGAGAAACAAAAGAGUUAACGAAAAUGGAAGGAGCUUCAUACCAGAGAUUCCCCAAGGUGAAAAUCCGUGAACUGAAAGAUGACUACGCCAAAUUUGAGCUCCGGGAAACCGACGCCAGCGUGGCCAAUGCACUCCGCCGUGUCAUGAUUGCCGAGGUUCCGACCAUCGCCAUCGAUCUUGUUGAAAUCGAAGUCAACUCUUCUGUUCUCAAUGACGAGUUCAUCGCACAUCGUCUUGGCCUUAUCCCGCUAACAAGCGAGCGUGCCAUGAGCAUGCGCUUCUCCCGCGACUGCGAUGCCUGUGACGGUGAUGGCCAAUGCGAGUUCUGUUCUGUUGAGUUUCAUCUGAGAGCUAAGUGUAUAAAUGAUCAAACCCUAGAUGUUACGAGUAAAGAUCUUUACAGCUCUGACCAUACCGUUGUGCCUGUUGAUUUCUCCGAUACCAGCUCUGGCUUCGAAAAUCCUGAAGAUCAGAGGGGGAUCACAAUUGUAAAACUUAGAAAAGGGCAAGAACUGAGGCUAAGGGCAAUAGCUAGAAAGGGAAUUGGAAAAGAUCAUGCAAAAUGGUCACCUGCUGCAACUGUAACUUUCAUGUAUGAGCCUGAAAUCCACAUCAAUGAAGAAAUGAUGGAAACUUUAUCACUUGAGGAAAAAACAAGUGUUGUUGAAAGCAGCCCCACAAAAGUCUUUGGCAUAAAUCCCCACACACAACAGGUGGAGGUGGUGGAUCCUGAAGCAUACACGUAUGAUGAUGAGGUGUUGAAGAAAGUGGAAGCCAUGGGGAAACCAGGGCUUGUUGAGAUUUAUGCAAAAGAAGAUAGUUUUAUAUUUACAGUGGAGUCAACGGGUGCAGUCAAAGCAUCUCAAUUGGUGUUGAAUGCCAUUGAAGUUCUGAAGCAGAAGCUUGAUGCGGUUCGUUUGUCUGAAGAUACGGUUGAAGCUGAUGACCAGUUUGGUGAAUUGGGUGCUCAUAUGCGAGGAGGAUAGGAUUAGGAUAUGACUUCUGUCCAUUCUGUUUAAAAUGACUAAAUUGCCCUUGCUUUUUUCUCUUUAUUUGGAAUUUGGAAUAUGAUGUUUUCUGUUAAAAGAUCCAAGGGGGUAUUAGUAGUUUAA